Ogataea philodendri is the source of this 1623-nucleotide messenger RNA. RefSeq lists its product as uncharacterized. Gene Ontology annotation, cellular component: fungal-type cell wall; cytoplasm. Gene Ontology annotation, molecular function: 1,3-beta-glucanosyltransferase activity. Lineage: Eukaryota; Fungi; Ascomycota; Pichiomycetes; Pichiales; Pichiaceae. The record is from RefSeq and is a predicted model, not a curated record. Gene Ontology annotation, biological process: fungal-type cell wall (1->3)-beta-D-glucan biosynthetic process. The transcript has a single exon. Bases 1 to 1623 code for a protein of 540 amino acids.
AUGCAGUUCAAAACUCUUCUCUCGCUUGCGGGCCUUUUGUCUACCUCUGUGGCCUUGCCGACUAUCGAUGUGGUGUCCAACAAGUUCUUCUACUCCAACAACGCUUCCCAAUUCUACGUGAAAGGUGUUGCUUACCAGAAAAACACGGAAAAUGCAACUUCCGACGAUUCCUAUGUUGAUCCUUUGGCCGAUGAGGAGACUUGUAAAAGAGAUAUUCCUUACCUCGAGAACCUCGGAAUCAACGUCAUCAGAGUCUAUGCUGUCAACGCCUCUGCUGACCACGAUGCUUGUAUGCAGCUGCUCGAGGAUGCCGGAAUUUACGUGAUCUCUGAUCUUUCCGCUCCGGAAGAGUCCAUCCAGACCACCAGUCCUUCCUGGACCGUGGACCUGUACAAGAGAUACACCUCUGUCAUUGACAUGUUCCACCAAUACGACAAUAUCCUCGGUUUCUUUGCCGGUAAUGAGGUGGUCACCAACUCUUCCAACACCGAUGCUGCCCCAUUCGUUAAAGCUGCCAUCAGAGAUAUGAAACAAUACAUGAAGGACAGUGGAUACAGAGACAUUCCUGUUGGUUACUCCGCCAAUGAUGACUCCAAGACCAGAGUCCCAUCCGCAGACUUCUUCGCUUGUGGUGACGAUGACGUCAAGGCUGAUUUCUACGGUAUCAACAUGUACGAGUGGUGUGGUGACUCUAGUUUCAGCAGCUCGGGUUACGAGGACAGAACUAAGGAGUUCUCCAACCUCACCAUCCCAGCCUUCUUCUCCGAGUACGGUUGUAACGCUCACAGACCAAGACAGUUCACCGAGGUUCAGGCUUUGUACUCCGAUGAAAUGACAGAUGUCUGGUCUGGUGGUAUCGUGUACAUGUACUUCGAGGAGGAGAACGACUACGGUUUGGUUUCCGUCAACGGUAACAGUGUUUCUACUCUGGACGACUACGACAACUUGAAGACCGAGCUUGCUAGUGCUUCUCCAACCACUGCUUCUGCUUCUGCUGCUUCUGCUUCUGCUACCGAGCUUAGCUGCCCAACCAGUCAAACCAACUGGAAGGCAUCUACCGACCUGCCACCAACUCCUAACGAUGACGUUUGUGAAUGUUUGGAGUCUUCUUUGUCCUGUGUCAUUGACAGCAGUGUUGACGAGGAUGAUUACGGUGACUUCUUCGGAACCAUCUGCGAUUUGACCAACUGUGAUGAGAUCUCUACUGACGGAAACAACGGUACCUACGGUGCUUACUCUUACUGUUCUGCUAAGGACAAGCUGUCCUUCUUGCUGAACAAGUACUACGAGGAGCAAGACAAGAACUCUUCUGCUUGUGACUUCAGUGGCUCUGCUUCCUUGAAGGACAACGUUUCUACUGCAUCCAGCUGUGCUUCUUUGUUGAGCUCUGCCUCGGCUUCUCCAUCUGCCACCGGCUCUUCUAACUCUUCUGGAUCUUCCGGCUCUUCCGGUUCCAGCUCUGGUUCUAGCAGCUCCAGCUCUUCUAGCUCGUCCAGCUCUAGCUCUUCCAGCUCCAAGAAUGCCGGUGCAGUCAACGCAUCUCCUUUGUCUAGCGCACAGUUAGGUCUCCUUUCUUUGUUCUCGACUUUCUUCCUUGGUGGACUCUCUUACAUCCUUAUCUAA